AUAUAUAAACCGUCACAUACAACUAUGCAGCAUAAAAUGCGGAACAUGAUACACAAUUUUAUUGCAUAGUGUCUGCAACAAAUUUCAUAAAGAAAGUGUAGUGCUUCUGGACUUUCUUGGUAUUUCCACAAAAUUGCAAAUAAUUGCAUUACUUGUGAAAUGUAAUCAGUAGUGUAGAUGUUAAAAUUCUAUUUAUGUCUUAUCAAAAAGUGUCAAUGUCGGGUAGUUAUACAAUAUGUAAACAGAAAAUAGGUCAUAGGUCAAGCUGAUAAGUGCUCAGUCUCAGACUUCAUAAAUAUUCAAGAGCAAAGAUAUGUCAGUGUGUGGUGAGAGUCUGAGAAGAAAGUGACCUACAGCAAUUCUGUGAAAGAUGAAUCCUAGUGGCAUGAUUGAACCCCCAAAAAGUUUGCUAAAGGCACUAAGUGUACCUAAAAAACUGUUGAUGGGUCCUGGACCAUCAAAUUGCUCACCUCGUGUUCUACAUUCUCUGAGUCAACAAGUCAUUGGUCAUUUGCAUCAGGAAUGCUUACAGAUCAUGGAUGAAAUAAAAGAAGGGCUGCAGUAUGUGUUUCAAACAAGAAACAGGUUGACACUUGCUGUUAGUGCCACUGGUCAUGCUGGAAUGGAAGCAGUUAUGUGUAACCUCAUAGAACCUGGGGACAUCGUCCUUGUUACGGUGAAUGGGAUCUGGGGAGAAAGAGCUGCUGACAUGGCUACUCGUUAUGGCGCUGUUGUACACAUGGUUGAGAAGCCGUUGGGCGAAAGCUUCAGCAUAUCAGAAAUUGAACAGGCAUUAAGAAAAUUCCAUCCAUCAUUGCUUUUUGUAGUUCAGGGAGAAUCUAGUACUGGUGUCUUCCAGCGGUGUUGUCAGCUUGGUCCAUUAUGCCACAAGUAUGGCUGCCUGCUUGCAGUAGACACAGUUGCAUCACUUGGUGGUGUUCAGUUUUAUGCUGACCGAUGGGAAGUAGAUGUUGUAUACACAGGCUCACAAAAGGUUCUUGGAGCUCCCCCAGGACUGGCACCUAUAAGUUUUAGUCCUCGUGCAGAAGCUAAAAUAAGAGGAAGGAGGACACCAGUAAAAGUUUUCUACCUUGACAUGACUUUGCUGGGAGACUACUGGGGCUGUUUUGGAAAUCCCAGAAUUUACCACCACACAGUGCCAGUAACUUUAUUAUACGGUCUGCGUGAAGGUCUGGCACAACUAGCAGAGGAAGGUUUACAGAAAUGCUGGGAAAGGCAUAAGAAUUGCAGUAUUCAGCUUCAUGAAGGGAUCACAAAACUUGGUCUUGACUUCUUUGUUAAAGACCCAACAAGUAGACUCCCUACAGUAACUGCUGUUUCUCUGCCUCCUCACAUUGAUGGACGAGCUGUAUCAAGAUAUGCAAUGGAAAGAUAUGGUCUGGAAAUAGCAGGUGGACUAGGUCCAACAGCUGGAAAGAUUAUGAGAAUUGGUCUAAUGGGAUACAAUGCAACUCCAGAAAAUGUCUCUCUCACAUUGGCUGUUCUCAAGGAAGCUCUUGCUCAUGCUACUGCUUCACGUCUUUAACUGAGAACUCCUUUACUUACUAUUUUACUAUUAUUAUAAUUGUUAGUGUAUCUUUGCAUGACUGGUUUAGUUACCAUCAAAAUUGUAAUGAUCAUAAUAAAGUUCUUUGUUAUGGCAGAUGUACAGUUUGUUAAGCAUGAAUAUGUAAUAGAUCUAAUAUUUUCAAAAUCUCUGCCCAUAACAACUAUGAGUGCUCUUAUUUCAUAUUUUUUUAAAAAUGUGCUGCCUAAUCUCUUAGUUAAAUUACUUAUCAUUUACAACCAGGUUUACUAUUUUUUACUCACCUGUGUGGUAACUUGUGAAUUCUCGAUCGUAACUGAAUCCUGACAAGUCUAGCUGCUGUAACUGAACAUCUUAUUUUGGAGUAAAGCAGCUUCCAUUUAUGAUUGUAUUUUACUGUAAUGCAAAGGUAUGAACAUUAAAAAUAAAAAAGAUUUAGUAUAUGGAAAUACUAACAUGAACUGAAUUUAUUGUAUUACAUUAUCAUUAUUGAAAAUAAUGUUUGGAGCUUGACUGAAAAUAUAACUCUUGCUGACCUGGUAUUACCAGUUUGCACAUUGA
Molecule: messenger RNA, 2107 nt
Organism: Schistocerca gregaria
Lineage: Eukaryota; Metazoa; Arthropoda; Insecta; Orthoptera; Acrididae
Product: alanine--glyoxylate aminotransferase-like
Exons: 7
Coding region: 371-1546 (391 amino acids)
Cellular component (GO): peroxisome
Molecular function (GO): L-alanine:glyoxylate transaminase activity; L-serine:pyruvate transaminase activity
Source: RefSeq, a predicted model, not a curated record